AUGAGACGCUACCAGACGGUUUCUAGGCAAGCCUAUACACCCGGGAGAAGACCGAUUGUUCUUUGUCGACUUUUGGACGACAUCUUGAAGCGAACGAGAAAGCCAAGGGACUUUAUUAGAGGGGAGCCAAUGAUGGAUUCCACAACCAGUAUCCUAGCUCGAACGGGACUCCAGUAUUCUGCUAGUUCAGUCACAGCCGCGGGAUUAGCGGCGGGGCAGGCUCAGGACACACGAAGGACUUUGUUAGCCGCUGGGGCGGCUCAGAACGGGUGGCCAGGUGCGGGGGCAUACAGUGCAUCAGAAAGUUCCGCUCACACACCCUGCAACUUCCCACCGUAUAGUAAUCUAACGGCCUCAGCCAGUGCGAAUGCACACAAAGCUAGCUCCUACCCAGGAGUUCCAAGUAGCAUGGACUUGAUGACCAACUGCCAACAAAUGCAGCUAAAUACCCUGAACUCUCUUCCCCCGCGUACAUUUCCCUUCUAUGGAGAUAUGUAUCAACCUGGUCACGCAGUAAUGGGCGGUGGGGGUAUUUUCUCAGACCUCGCCCAGACCAUGCCCGCCUUACCACGUUUCGACGACAGUGGAGCCUACCUAAACGAUACAUCAAACACAAGCAAUGAGCCCAGACAACGGAAGAAACGCAAGCCCUAUACAAGGUACCAACUGAUGGUAUUAGAGAAUGAGUUCAUGAACAGUAGUUUCCUAACGCGCCAGAGCAGGUGGGAAAUAGCCUGCAAGCUUCAACUAACAGAGCGCCAGAUACUUCAUCCAUUUUCAGAACCACGCCAAAGAAAAAAGCGAAAACCAUACACCCGGUAUCAGACAAUGGUAUUAGAAAAUGAAUUUCUGAACAAUAGUUAUAUCACAAGGCAGAAGCGUUGGGAAAUAUCGUGCAAACUGCAUCUGAGUGAGAGACAGGUGAAGGUCUGGUUCCAAAACCGACGCAUGAAGAGAAAGAAAAUGAAUGACAGAGUAAAAAUGCUCGUCAAAGAUGAGACAAUAAAUGGCGUUGGAAUGAGCCAUGUUGAACCAAGUCACAUGCAAGUGUGAUCACGCAUCAGCAGCGGGAUUGUAUAUAAAAAGAGUCAUACAAACGUGGGUGUGUACUGAAUGAUGGAUGUGGAUGAAAUUAAGUGUUGAUGGACUAGUAUUUAUAAAAUACAAUGUUGCAGUUGGAACCCCAACUGAGGAGGCUUUCAGGGAAGAUAGUAUUAUUUGCCUCAACUUAAGGCGUUCACCAACUAACCAUCGCUUCUGAUGUUUAGAGUGUAUAUAUUAUAACAUCAUUUGCGAACCUCGGAGUCAUUGAAUUAAGCGGCAAGAAGCCGAGCAUGGCUGGUGUACGCCAUGGUAUCACCACGUUGUACUUCCUUUAUAGUAAUAGAUCGUUUAGGUGUAGAGUCGAUAUCUGUAUAGUAAAUAUUAAUAUAUUCUAUGAUUAACAAGUAUAUGUAGAAAAAAGCAUUGUUUCGUGUGGUCAACCUAUGUAUUCUAAAGACUAUGUUCUCCUUGUAAAUCACCAUUAACAUUUUCAUUUGUAUAUAGAUCAUUAUGAAUAACAUUUUUAAAUGUCAAACCACUGCGAAACAGAUCUGAUUGUAAAUCAGAAAGAUAUUUAUUUGAAAAGUUCCAACAAGUUGUAUGGUAUUAUGAAUAUGUGUGCUUUAUCGUAGUUUAAAUGCUAAAUUACGGACGAGUUAAUUGCGGGUUAAAUAUAUUAUGAUAUGUUUCAUUGUGGGAGUUUACAUAAAAUCCUCAUUUAGUAAACAUAAACACCGCCAUGGAAUAUAGAAUAUACGCUGAUUAAUCAUUGGGUUGAUUUUUAUAACUGAUCCUAAAGGGAUAUACAUCUCUCGUAAAGUCUACCAGGACUGUAAUAAAAUUCAUAUUAAUUUAAUUGGAGGUCUCAAUUUAUGAUGACCUUCACAACACAUCAACAAGACAAAUUUGCUGAAACUUAUGGUGAAGUUCAACUUUAUAAAAAAGCACUGAAAACUUACAGAAUAAAUAUAUGACUGAAACACCCCUAGGGGUAAAUUUGAUGGUGCCGUCACGUGAUAUCCAGCUAUCGGGUUGCAAUAUAUGUCGCCCACCCCGAGAUUACGUUUAUCUUAUAUCCUCUUUUUAUAACUGGCCUAAGGAUGAUAUACAUCUACUUAAAUUGCUGGAAAAACACAUGGCCAUAAUCAGUGUAGGAGCAUGCAGCUUCUUAAAUGCUAAAAGGGAGCCACCUCAAAACAUGUUGAUGUCCUUCGGUACUGUACUUGCAAUCCUGAUAGAAUAUAUGAUUUUUAAAUACAAAAUGAUUUGUUAUGAUUAAGUUAGAUUUGCUCAAUGCAUAUUAUACACAUGUCUCAUGAAACAAUAAUUUAGGAUGUGAAAUAGCACCAGUGAUCACUAUUCAAUAC
Messenger RNA from Owenia fusiformis, 2411 nucleotides. NCBI's taxonomy places the organism in Eukaryota, Metazoa, Annelida, Polychaeta, Sabellida, Oweniidae. The record is from the annotation of a GenBank genome assembly.